AUGGAGAGUUCAACCGAUUCCACCAGCACCCGGGUGCAAUACCAGGGCAAAGAAUACAAUGUGAUCAAGGAGGGAUUGGCCCAUAUAUUAAAUCCCCCGGCGCAGGAAGCCGCGUCCAAGGGAACGAAGAAAGACCUGAAGGGCGACGACGAGUCUCAGGCUGUCUUCUACAACCCAAUUCAGCAAUUCAACCGGGAUCUUAGUGUCCUGGCAAUUCGUGCCUUUGGUGAACAUGCGAUGGAUCUGAAGGAGCAGAAAGAGGCUCAGAAGAAGAAGCGCAAGGCAGAGAAUGGGGCCGACAAUGCCAAAAAGCGGAAGCGCGAGGACGAUGCGGAAGAACCAGCUUCCAAAAGGGUGGAGGAAGGGAAGGAAGAAAAGUCAGAGGCCACGGUAGAGCAACCAGGCUUUGUGCCAGAAGAGAAGCAGCAGGCGCCAUCUGAUGCACCCUCCCAACCGUCGUUUGCCGUCUUGGACGCUCUGUCUGCGACAGGCCUGCGAGCUCUUCGGUAUGCCUCGGAGCUUCCAAUGGUCUCCAAGGUGGUCGCUAAUGACCUGUCACCCUCUGCAAUCAACUCAAUGAAGACAAACAUCGAGUACAAUAAGCUCGAAACCCGCAUCACACCCAACCUCGGCGAUGCACGAGCAUAUAUGUACGGACUAUCCUCGGUCCAGAAAUUUGAUGUCAUUGAUUUGGAUCCGUAUGGCACUGCCGCACCAUUUUUGGACGCUGCAGUACAGGGUGUCAAGGAUGGUGGUCUGCUCUGCGUAACCUGCACUGAUGCUAGUAUCUGGGCCUCGACUGGUUAUGCAGAGAAGUCAUUUUCCUUGUAUGGCGGCAUGCCCAUGAAAGGCUCUCACUCGCACGAGGGUGGGCUACGACUGAUCCUCAACAGUCUGGCUAUGUCGGCUGGCAAGUAUGGCAUGGCAAUUGAACCCCUGCUUUCGCUUUCGAUCGAUUUCUACGCUCGUGUGUUUGUGCGCGUGUAUCGCUCCCCAGCGCAGGUGAAGUUCCUUGGUGCUAACUCGAUGCUCGUUUACAACUGUGAUUCGGGCUGUGGUGCCUGGUCGACCCAGCCAUUGGCCGCACUAAAACAGAAGCUCAACCGCAAGGGCAACGCCCUGCACCACCAUGGGCUGGCUCAGGGGCCUACCGCCAAUACGCACUGCGAGCACUGUGGCUUCAAGACUCAUCUUGCUGGCCCCAUGUGGGCGGGCCCGCUGCAUAACCCACAUUUCAUUCAGAAGAUCCUGGCAACCCUUCCGGGACUUGAUCCUCUUACUUAUCAAACCAUCCCUCGAAUUGAAGGUAUGCUGACCACGGCCCUGGAGGAGGACCUGGACCUUACCCUAUGUGGCUCCUCUAAGUCGGAGGCCACCGAAACAAAGGGUGAGGCUACCGAGUACCCAGCCAUCAUCCCACGGAUGGAUCCGACUCGUCAGGACCCAUACCCUUUCUACAUGACCCUCGGUAGCCUUUCAAAAGUUUUGCAUUGUUCCACUGCUCCAAUCGAUGAAUUCCGUGGGGCUCUUCAUUCCAUCGGUUACCGCUCCACUCGCAGUCAUGCCAAGCCUAACUCAGUUCGCACCGAUGCCCCUUGGAGUGUCAUCUGGGAGGUCAUGCGCGAGUGGAUUCGUCAAGAGAGUCCUAUCAAGGAAGGAUCCCUGAAACCGGGCACUCCUGGUGCCGCAAUCAUGGCCAAGAGUCGUGAUAACCUCCGUAAGCUCGACGAUGGGGAUCAGUGGCUAUCUCUUCUGAAGCGAGAUAUUCUCUCGGCCGUGGAGUCUGGCCGUGAUGUCAGUGACCUGGUUACCAAGGUAGAGGCUUCUCUAUAUCGAUCUGGCUCUCGACAAGCCUGGAAGCAAACGGCGGAGACUUCACAGGCCAUUCCUCGAGCUGAACCUGAGCCAGUAGCUGCCUCAGAGAAGGAAAAGCCUGCCACUCAGAUUUCCGAGCGCCCUCAUCCCAGCACUCUCAACGUCAAAUUCGAUCCCGCCCUGGGUCGUGAAGCCUCAGCUGCGCACUCGAAAAAGCGUCUGGUCCGGUAUCAGAUCAAUCCCCGCGCGAACUGGGGACCGCUGAACCGGGCAUCAGUGACCAACUGA
This is a messenger RNA of Penicillium pulvis, 2103 nucleotides long. Its product is annotated as tRNA (guanine26-N2)-dimethyltransferase. Gene Ontology annotation, molecular function: RNA binding. Bases 1 to 2103 code for a protein of 700 amino acids. Gene Ontology annotation, cellular component: nucleus. The transcript has a single exon. The record is from RefSeq and is a predicted model, not a curated record. NCBI's taxonomy places the organism in Eukaryota, Fungi, Ascomycota, Eurotiomycetes, Eurotiales, Aspergillaceae. Gene Ontology annotation, biological process: tRNA N2-guanine methylation.